AUAACAUAAAAACAAUAGUUUUCAUAAAAAAAUUACAUAAAAAAAUCUCAUAAAAAAAUAACAAAAAAUCGCAUAAAAAAAUAACAAAAAAUAACAUAAAAAAAUAAUUGCCCCUGAAAAGGUACCCUAACCAAAAAAAGUAUAUCAUGCGGCACGAUACGACGAUACCUACCUGCCACGCAGCUUAAAUAUAAUUUUAUAUUUAUCCCCAAAUGGGGGCGCGUAGCUUCUGCCACUGAAACUCAUGACCCUACUUCUCAAAAAUUUACAAAAGAUAGUUCAAAUUAAUUUAAAAGAUAUAAGCUAUGAUAUAAAUAAAAUACGAAAAAUUAUUGGAGUUUCACAUUUAAACUUAGCUGUUUUAUGCGUUGAUAAUGAUUAUAUUAAAUAUUUAAACAAAACUUAUAGAAAUGAUGACAGAAUCACUGAUGUAAUAUCUUUUCCACAACUAGAAAACCUGGUAAAUUAUCCUAUAGUUAACAAUGAUGAGUGUUUGGGCGAUAUAUUUUUAGCUUUGCCUUAUAUUCAAGAAAGAGCAAAGUCAAAUUUUAACAAAGAAAUUCAGAUAUUAGUUAUACAUGGAAUAUGCCAUUUAAUUGGGUUUAAUCAUACUGAUGAUAAAAGUCAUGAAGAAAUGGUAGAGAUAUCAAUGUCCAAGGAUGUUUUUAUCAUCUAACUCAAUCAACUCAUAGAAAGAUCCAGGAAUUGGGGUUAGAAUCAUCAUAUCGGACUGAUCCAAUGGUAUGCUUAUUUGCAGCUAUGAUCGAUGGAUUAGCAUUCUUACCUAUACACGAUGUCAAACGAGAGAAUUGAGACAUGGAAAAACUCUCAAAGGCAAGUUAGAGCCAUUGUUCCCACCAGAAACAUGGAAUGUGUUCAAUGUUACGAUUGCUGGGGAAAAUCGAACAAACAAUGUAUGUGAAGGAUGGAAUAAUCGAUUUAAGCAUAUUGUAGGCAACAAAAAACCGAAGAUAUGGGAACUACUCGAAAAAAUAAGGAUGGAAAUAGCGGUUGAUAUGGGAAAAAUCGGCCAAUGGAAUAUUGGGACAUACACUCCCAAAAAAAUCGUAUUUAUGCACCGAAACAAACUAUUUAAAAAAAUUUAUGCCUUGAUUAUUUAGAAGAGAGAAGGGACUUGCCCAAUUUUCUCUCUUCAAUUG
Gordionus sp. m RMFG-2023 is the source of this 1160-nucleotide messenger RNA. Its product is annotated as endoribonuclease YbeY-like. The transcript has 5 exons. Bases 245 to 676 code for a protein of 143 amino acids. Gene Ontology annotation, biological process: rRNA processing. NCBI's taxonomy places the organism in Eukaryota, Metazoa, Nematomorpha, Gordioida, Chordodea, Parachordodidae. Gene Ontology annotation, molecular function: metalloendopeptidase activity. The record is from RefSeq and is a predicted model, not a curated record.